Molecule: messenger RNA, 2180 nt
Organism: Mastomys coucha (southern multimammate mouse)
Lineage: Eukaryota; Metazoa; Chordata; Mammalia; Rodentia; Muridae
Gene: Tle7
Product: TLE family member 7
Exons: 10
Coding region: 609-1916 (435 amino acids)
Biological process (GO): regulation of DNA-templated transcription; negative regulation of canonical Wnt signaling pathway
Cellular component (GO): transcription regulator complex; nucleus
Molecular function (GO): protein binding; transcription corepressor activity
Source: RefSeq, a predicted model, not a curated record
AGGAGGAGCCUCAGCCUCAAAGACUAGUUUUUUCUACACUGUAACAUUUCUCACCUGGAGCUCUAGGCCCAGAUGGGCAUCUGUUACAAUCUUUUUCCUUCAGUCUGGAUCAGUACAUCUGUCUCAGGCGCGGAGGGUACCCUCCCGUCCAAAGCUCAUUACCCUCAGAAAACACCUGGGCAUACCUGAGUCUGAGAGGGGCAUCUGGAAAGACUCUCUUCGGCCUCUCUGCCUCCGAAAUCUCCCCACUCUCCAGACCACUUUCCCACUUUUGUCUGUUGUCGUCCUGCCUAACCAGGAACCGAAGAGCAUUCCGUUCUAUUCCAGAAUGCCUGCCAGCCCCUUCCGCUUAGUCAAGAAUCGGACAACCGGAGAUGAGCUGAUCUUGGCCUUUUCAGGGAUAAGCACUCAGCCAUUGGGUUGGGCAAAGUUCCAGUUUCCUUUAGUUCCACACACUACAGCUCAGGCGGAGCACCUUGCAGGCCUCCCGGGGGCUCCGUGCUGAGAGGCCUGAACCAGUCGGGUAGGCGGGAGUCAUCAUCGGCCUACCCUUUCGUCUGCCUCCUUCCUGCUCCAGUUUCAUCUACCAUAGCAGGGCGGCUCUUCAUAUGGCUGCCAUGUUCUUGAGGUGUGACUCCCACCCCCUAUCGGCCGCGGAAAUCCCACCCACCCUCCGUCCAAGCCCAGCCUCCAGGAAGCCUCCCUCAACUGCACACUGCGCCAAGUGUCUCCUGUGGCGGCCCCCGGGUCCUCCCGGAGACUCGCAGCCAGUCACGCGUGACCCUGUUUGUCAGGAGAUGCACAGUGUGACCCAGCAGCAGUGGGAUCCUCAGGCCCAGGAAGCAUCUGGGCUCCAGCCCAUGUGGUUUUCAGAGGCAGAACCAGAAGGAGGAACCAACUCAAGCUUCCAACCAGGAGACACGACUGGCCAGUUCUCUUCUUCAUCCUUGCCCAACAGAGAAGUCUGGUCAUUCCUCAAAGCCAUUCCUUCCAUUCCAGAUGAGGCAGUGGUCAAGCGGAAGUCCCCACGUGGUUCCUGGAGGGUUGGCACUCUCCGCCAUGGGAAGCGAGUCAACGCCAUUGCCAUCAGCAGUGCUCCCCGACAUGUGUACACAUGUGGCACUGGCUACAUCAGGGUGUGGGAUGAAGAUGCGCUGCAUGCCUCAGACAGGGCACCUAAGGCCCAGCUGGACUUUCAGGACCCUCGGAAUCGUGUCCUUACAUGCAAGCUGUUCCCGGAUGAGCAGAGUCUCAUCACAGGAGGAAUGGCCAGGGCUCUAACUCUCUGGGACUUGGCACCCACCCCCCAGAUCAGGGCUCAGAUGGCUUCCACGGGCUCCAUAUGCUACUCCUUGGCCCUUUCCUCUGAUGCUCACAUCUGCUUGGCUUCUUUCAAAGGAUUUGUGGAGAUUUGGGAUGUGCAGAACCAAAUUUUGAUCAGGAAACAUGAAGUCCCUCCCUAUGGGUCCCGGUGUGUGGACAUCACAGGCUUUAAGUUCUGGACAGGUGGGGAAGACACCACCCUAUAUUCCUGGGACCUGAGGAGCUACCAGAAGCUGCAGCAACACAACUUAUGCCAUGAGAUCCUUAGCAUCACCCAUGAUCCCAGUGAGGAAUGGGUGCUAGCCGGCUUGAAGAUGAGCGACAUUGUCAUCCUGCAUGCUCACCGGGAGGAGAAGUAUAAAGCUGUUGUCCAAAGAUACACACAACAUCACAACCUCAAGUUCGCCUCUUGCGGGACCUAUUUUAUGGCCACGCUGGAUGAGAUGAUUCACUGCUUAGCCGCACCCUCUCUAAGAAGGUUGUUCCAGGCAGAGGAGUGCUAUGACAUUUUGUGCUGUGACGUGUCCUCUGAUAAUCGGUAUCUGGUCACGGGUUCCAAGGAGAGUGCCACGGUAUAUCAGCUCUUAUACUGAAGGUUGUGGGCUAUGGUCUUGCCAGUGAAGAACCGCAGAGAUCAGACCACGUGAGCUCACAGUACUGGACAUCUUCCAUGACCUGUCUCCCUCUACUUGAGCCUUGAGGGCUGGCUGGCUGCACUCCCAGGCUUUGCUUAUACAGCUUGGGGACUUUUCUUUUUGUUUCAUCCCCUAUCACUGAUUUCUGUGCUUGGUGGGUAACUUUAUGAGAUGUGGCUUUGGAAUUAAUAAAACAGAAUACCGUUCGUGUGUUUCAGAUAA